AUAUCGACUCUCCCAACCCGGAAGUCUAUCUUUGUUUACUUUCUGUCAGUGGCGCGUGUUCCUUUAUGAAACAAAUGGUGUCAGCGGUUAUAAAACAAACUUGUAGUGACCGAUUGACUACUUAAGGCAAAGCAUACCAAACUUUUCAAAACACCCUCAAAAUCUGCUGGUAUAUUGAAUGUAUAUGCAUGCUCGCGGCUGCUGCACGAGUUGAAAAACGUGAUUUAAGACGGUUGUUGAAAAUAACGAGGUUAUCAAACAUGAAUUUUUUAAAAGCCAUUGGGCAAGGGCUUACAGGGGCAGGCCUUGAAAAACCAGUGUAUAAAGUUGUAGAAAAGGCAGAGGACUAUGAAGAGAGACAGUAUGCUCCUUGUAAGUGGGUGUCAACAACAGUACAGGAUAUGAGUUCGGAAGCUGCCAGGAGUACAGGAUUUUCACGGUUAUUUAAGUACAUCACCGGAGAAAAUGAAAAAGAAAUGAAGAUAGAUAUGACGGCUCCAGUGGCAACCAGGAUUGUACCUGGAGCUGGACCAAACUGUGAAAGCACAUUUACAGUAUCAUUUUACAUUCCACCUAAACACCAGGACGACCCUCCAAAACCCAAAAGUACAGAAGUUUUCAUUGAAGAUUUUCCUGAAAUGAACACGUAUGUAACUGGUUUUGGAGGAUUUUCAAGUGAUGAAGAAUGGAUAAAGAAGGCACGAGAACUGUCUGAGAAAGUGAAGGAUAAAGAUAUUCAUCAAGAGUUUUAUUUCACAGCUGGUUAUGACAGUCCUUUCAAAUUGUUUAAUAGAUUAAAUGAAGUUUGGAUGGUGAAGAAAUGAUUGUGAAAGCAGUAUAUGAAAUCUCUGAAUUGACCAUUUAGAUAUCCAGUUAAAGAAGCUCAUUCAUAGAUUUAUCAUUAACAUGAAAUUAUCACAUGGUUUCUGUUAGUAGUGUUAUGUUCUGUUAAAGUAGCAUGGGGUCCAACUCUU
Messenger RNA from Mercenaria mercenaria, 974 nucleotides. RefSeq names its product heme-binding protein 2-like. The record is from RefSeq and is a predicted model, not a curated record. NCBI's taxonomy places the organism in Eukaryota, Metazoa, Mollusca, Bivalvia, Venerida, Veneridae. Bases 189 to 824 code for a protein of 211 amino acids. The transcript has 4 exons.